Peniophora sp. CBMAI 1063 is the source of this 1554-nucleotide messenger RNA. NCBI's taxonomy places the organism in Eukaryota, Fungi, Basidiomycota, Agaricomycetes, Russulales, Peniophoraceae. The record is from the annotation of a GenBank genome assembly.
AUGGCGCGCGAGCAAAGUCCGUCAAAUAUGGAGAGGCCUGCGAAACGUGCACGGACCGAGGAGCCUGUGGAUACGGCGCUAGCCAGGAUCAGUCCUGAGAACGGCUCCGCCGCUCCGGACGAACAAGAUCAGGAAUUCGAAGAGGAGGGCGUUGAGGAAGAGGCAUCAAAUGAUGUAGCAAAAGGCUCGGACUUGUAUCUAGACACGAUCCAUCGCGCCGCUCUUGACUUCGACUUCGAGAAGGUCUGCUCUGUGUCUACAUCGAACGUCAACAUAUACGGCUGUCUUGUAUGUGGAAAAUAUUUCCAAGGGCGUGGCCGUAAAUCUUAUGCGUACGCCCACUCCAUACACGAAGACCACCAUGUCUUCAUUAACCUGGAGACCACCAAGGUAUACGUUCUACCUGAUGGCUACGUCGUCUCGGAUCCAUCGUUGGAGGACAUUGCCUACGUACUUGCACCGACUUUUACGCCGGCGAUGGUGGCAGCAUUGUCAAGCACAAGUCACAUCUCAAAACCUUCGUAUGACCUAUCCGGGAAGCCGUACCUCCCAGGAUACAUUGGUCUCAACAACAUCAAACGGAACGACUACAUGAAUGUCGUUGUCCAAUGCCUCCUGCAUGUGCCACCACUUCGCGAUUACCUCUUGCUUCAUCCCUUCACCGGCAAACAUUCUGAACUGUUGCGACGGUUUUCGGCGCUGACCAAGAAGCUGUGGAAUCCGCGCCUCUUCAAAAGUCAGGUCAGCCCUCAUGAGUUCCUGCAGGAGGUUGGGCGAGCUAGCGCCGGCAAAUUCAGGCUAGAAAGCCAGAGCGACCCCGUCGAAUUUCUAAGCUGGCUGUUGAACCAGUUGCACAAAGAUAUGGGAGGGACGAGAAAGCGCAACUCCAGCAUCAUGUUCUCGACGUUCCAGGGCGAGGUGAGAAUGGAGACGCAGCAGGUUAUCGUUCAGUCACACGUACUCGGGCACACGAAGCCGCGCUUUGACAUCGACAGAGACAUCAAGACGGCUACUUCACCAUUUCUACUCCUUGCAGCGGAUCUCCCUCCUCCUCCCCUGUUCCAGGAUGCCGUGGAAAAGAACAUCAUUCCGCAGGUCGGCAUUCAUGCCGUGCUCAGCAAGUUCGACGGGACAACCACGCAGGAGUCACGCGGACAACUUCGACGAUACAAGUGUCAGCGCUUACCACCCUACAUCAUCGUUCACUACAAACGUUUCACCAAAAACAACUUUGUCGAAGAGAAGAAUCCGACUAUCGUGAACUAUCCGUUGCGAGGCGUGGAUUUCAGUCCUUAUGUCGAUGCGCCUACGUCAGAUCCGCCUCUUGUGUACGAUCUCGUCGCGAAUGUCGUUCUUGACUCCGUAGCAGGCACAGCUCGUGACAAAGAACACACCGUCUGGAAGGUUCACUUGCGGGCGGGCCGUGGAGGUGGCGAUAAUGAAAAAUGGUUCCAGAUACAGGAUCUCAUUGUCGAAGAAAUUCAGAAAGAAAUGAUUUUCCUUGGCGAGGCUGUCCUUCAGAUCUGGGAACGCCGACAGGUAGGGACUUCGUAG